AUUAUUCCGAUCUGCUGCCUAAUGACGAAAUCCCAGCCGUCCAAUUCUGGACUGUCCAUGUGUUCGAGCUCUGGAAUUUUAUAGAAGUCUCCCGCUCCAGCUCACCGUGAAUUAUUGGCGGCUUAGGUUUUACUCCUGUAACUAUCAAAGGAGGAGAAAAACCCUAAAAAUGGCGGAUUUCCCGUGCCCUAAAUUCCAGUGCAACAUGUUCAAAUAUCACAAUUUCUUCCACAUUUAUAAUAAGGCUUUUUUUUUUUGUCCUGUUUAGUGAUUUACUCUGCUGCUUUUUGUGCAUUGGAUUGAGGCGUUUUUUUUGUUAGAUUUUGCUCUGAAUUCAUGAGAAUGGAGUUUUUUUUUAGGUUUUAGAUUGUUUCUCCUGGCCCAGUUGAAGCAGGAGGGGGAGUUUGAGGUGUAUGUUACAGUGAAUUGGUGUCAAUGCUUGUUUGUGUGAAUGAGAUCUUUUGGUAUGGAAUUUGAGGGAUUUUAGGGAAGAUAAUUGAGUUUUUAGGAUUACAAUGCUUUGCUGGUAUUGAUUUGGAGAAAAGCUGAGGCUUUUUUGUUCUGUUGUUUGUUUCUGACGGUUCUAAAUAGAGCAGUUUUGAUUUGUAGCAAAUUUUAUCCCUUUUUAUUUGGGUAAUGCUUGAUUAAGUGAGCUUUAUCUCCAUGGAAACCCAGAUUAUGAGUCAAGGAUCUUUUGCGCCUUUUCCAAAGUGAGAAUUCUGUUUAAGGUCGCUAUUGAAUUCUCUUACGGAUGCUAUUUGUCUGUGAUGAACUUUAAAUUUCUGGUUCAAAAUUUCAUUCCGUUUUAUUUAUGCAAGAGAUUGAAUUGAAAUUCACCAUUGCUCUAUAAAGAGAGAAAAAAAGAAAAGGAUCACAAUUACUCUGUUCUAGGAUUAGCCUUGCCAUGAUUGAACUCUAUCUUAUACAAUAUCAAAGUAAUCUUUUAAUCUAUUGAAAAAAGUGAUCAACAUAAUUUUUUUCAAUUUAUUGAAUUGUGGAAGUGGAUGCUAUUAAUAGGAUCCUGUAAAUUCCUCUGUAGUUUGGCUAGGCCCUGAAUAUUUUAUUUUCAAUUAUUCAGGGUUUAAUAAAAUAAAAAUACCUCAGAUCUUACGGGACCAUUACAUAGAACAGAAAGUUGUUUGUCAAAUUAGCGUGAUAUCUGAAAAUGUUUCCCUACCAAAAAGAAAAAAGAAAGAAAAUGGUUGACAACUUGACAUCUCUGCAGAAUUUCAGAAUUUCCAGUGAAUGAUUUAUUGUUAAUGGACAAAAUGCGUGGAAUGGAAGCUAGCGAGGGCUCAAUUUGAUCUGAUUAUCCUUUGAAGGAAGCCAAUUGAUUCUUGAAAACUGAUGGUCUGCAUGCGAAGUGGCAAACAGAACGGGCUUUCUCUAUGAAGAGGAUUACCAUAUCUUUUGCUCAGAAAGUGACAUUUGCUCCCUAGUGGUUAUUGGAGAAGACUUUUCAAGCUUGUCAAGUAUUUGUAUUCAUGUCUUAUUAUUCAGUAAAUCAUGACGAGCAUGAGAACUCCAGCCAUAGUCUUCCAAGUAGACGAGAUUCUGAAAUGGGAAGUAGCUUUCUGGUUGAAUCUGGCAUCUAUGUGACAUCUUUCGCUGCGAGCAUCUUCAUUGCAGCCCUUGUCACAUUUGGAGCUUUGGUAUUUACAUUGGUGAUUGCUUUAGCCUUCAUGUUGGAAUCUUGUCAUACUAAGACUAAUGGAAAUAUUGAGCUUGGAAUGGCUACCAAGGAACAUGAUUAUUGCAGAAGUUUAGCUUCGAAUGCUGAACUUAAUGGUUUUCAAAUAAAUGAGCUCCUUGCUGACUGCAAGGACUAUGUAGUUCACUACAUUAAGAAGGAUCGAUAUCAUCAUGAACUAAAUAUGAGCAUUCAGGUAGUGGACAAUUACCUAAGCACCUUGGUGCCAAAUAAAGAUGGUUUGGAUGUGAUCUUAAUGGACAUUGAUGGGAUUUUAUUCUCAAGCCCAUCCAAUUACCAUGAUCAGACACGGUUCCGGUUGUACCUUCAGAGCCUUGAUUUAAGGAAUAAUAAGAUUGAAAAGGCGAGGGAUUUAGCGAAUCUGCUUAAUUUGGAGUUGUACUCUAAGCUCAGAGCUGGAGGAUGGCUUUUGGUUUUGGUCACAAGGAGGCAUGAGAUGCAGCGGAAUUCAACUGUGGAUGCCCUCAUCUCAGCUGGAUUUAGUGGCUGGUCUUCUUUAGUUAUGAGAUCCGAUCAUGAGAUGCCAAUGGAAAGUUGGGAAUACAUUUUGAGGAGAAAGGAGGAGCUCCGAAACCAAGGCUUUCAUAUUGUGAGUGUGAUAAGCAAUCAGUGGGAUGCCCUAACUGGUCCUAGAUAUGAGGCACAUAAUUUUAAGCUUCCAAAUCCCAUUUAUUUACAAGUAAUAGAGAAACAACUACAUUUGAAAAAUGCACAGGGAUAGUCUCUCUCUGGAUGUUCAAAAUGCAGUCUCUCUCUCUCUCUAUCUAUAUAUAUAUAUAUAUAUGUGUCUAGAAGUUACACUGUAAAAAAAGAUAAGACAAUACAUGACAUGUUUGCAAUGAAUUUUUUGUCUUGUGA
Messenger RNA from Amborella trichopoda, 2569 nucleotides. RefSeq names its product HAD superfamily, subfamily IIIB acid phosphatase. NCBI's taxonomy places the organism in Eukaryota, Viridiplantae, Streptophyta, Magnoliopsida, Amborellales, Amborellaceae. Gene Ontology annotation, molecular function: protein binding. The record is from RefSeq and is a predicted model, not a curated record.